Molecule: messenger RNA, 3412 nt
Organism: Aedes aegypti (yellow fever mosquito)
Lineage: Eukaryota; Metazoa; Arthropoda; Insecta; Diptera; Culicidae
Exons: 13
Coding region: 351-3149 (932 amino acids)
Cellular component (GO): membrane
Source: RefSeq, a predicted model, not a curated record
CGUUUAGUUCAGUUCCUUUGUGACCGCGGUCGAGUCGAGUCGUACGGUAAUCUUAAUCCGCAUUCGGGCUUUCGGAUUUCAUCGGAUUGCGCACGGGGGUGUUUCCCCGGUUGAAGGACGGUGCUGCCAGUGUUGGAUCAGAGAUUCAGAGUAGCAUUCGUCUUUGUUGUUGAGCAGCCAGACCUUACCUAAAGUUCAUAUCAGUUUGUGCCCUGCUGUGAAGGUUAAUCUCGCGAGAGGGCUGUUCGCUUUCUAGAUCAGCAGCGUGUGGCGUUUUGACCAGAGUGACGCAAAGAAACGAAGCGAGCAGGGGGUGGUUUUUCGGAGUGUGGAACAGUACAUAGUGCAAGAUGGGGGUCGAUAGUGAAAAGUCGGAAAAAGUCAACAUCGACGAGAUGGGGACUUGUUCGGAGGCAGUUGGCGAUAGCGACACUGAGGAGCUCACCAAGUGGGGGAAAUUUUGUCUACGUCACGGAAUCAAUCCCAAUUUGAUCAUGCUGAAAAUCACGCUGUUCGUCAUGUAUGGAGCUACAUCGUCGCUGCUGCCCUAUUUAACCAUUCACAUGCAGAGCACCGGGCUGACGGUGGAGGAAAUUGCAAUCAUCUACCUGGCGUUGCCAUUCACGACUUUCCUCAGUCCGCCGAUUACAGGUUUCCUGGUGGACAAAUUCGGUCGCUACAAGCCAGUGGUGAUUAUGAGUCUGCUGCUAAAUGCAUUAUUCCAUCACUCGUUGCUGUUGAUUCCGCAGCAGGAAAUCCCCGGCAAGCUACCGGAAGCAUAUGUAAUGAGACAUCCGGAGACGGGAAGCGUUGAGGUAUGGUGGUCUCCCUGUCCGAGUCGAGAAUGUCCCGAGGAAGAGGAAAUCGACAUCGUCGUGGACCAGUGCUUGGACCACUGUCUCCUGUUGGAGCAGAAUCCGAAAAUUGAAGUUGUUCCACCGCCGACCUUUGCGCCCAUUUUGCCACCCUCGGAUGUCGGAGAACAGGACGACCUGGAGCUGUUCAUCAACAAAAAGAUCAACAGGAAAAACAAAACAUUCGACGUACUUAGUAGUGUUAGUUCGAGCACCACGGAAUCCUACCUAGAUAAGCAUAUACUUAACAUGGAGCCAGACUCGGAGGAAAGUGAAGAAAGUUGGGUCAUUGCCGGAAGUGGGGAUUCUGCGUUUUUUGUACUGGACAUGCAUCCGGAUUUGGGCGAACCCAUUGAGCAGCUUGGUAUGGAAAUCGAACACGAUGACAACGAAACGGUAACUGAUUUUAAGACACGCUUCGGCGAAAGGCUGCUCUGGAGGCAAGGAGUAAACGUGACGGCCUUGGAAGAGGAAGAUCUUCGCUGCGGAGGCUUAGUGCUCAAUUCCAAUAUGUCACUCAACAGCAACCAACGUCUGAGCGAACUGGCUGCUGAUUGUAUGGUGCAGAGGUGUAAUUUCAGGAAAAAUGGACCGGAAAUUUGCCCGCCGGAUUAUAAGGAAAGUGACGACAAAGUUUUCUGGAUUUACUUUGGGUUGCGAUUCCUGGCCACGACCAUGUUGUCGGCUGGCGUUACGAUAAUGGAUCCGAUUGCGCUUACCAUGAUUGAGAAAUAUGGCGGAGAUUUCGGUCGGGAGCGGCUCUUUUCCAGCAUUGGAAUGGCAAUUUUCUCGCCAAUCACCGGCAUUAUGAUUGAUUUCUUUUCGAGGGAUUUGGGCUAUACCGAUUACUCGGCUGCCUUUUAUACGUAUGAUGUAUUGCUGGUAAUUUCAUCGAUAACGGUAUUUUUGAUGCCACUCGGAGAGAAACUGCCGGCUGAUAAUGUGUUUAAGGAUUUGUGGAAUUUGCUCAAGUUGAAGCAUGUCAUCAUAUUUAUUUGGUUCCUGUUCUUGUUGGGCAACUUCUGGGGAUUCAUCGAAAGUUUCCUCUUUCUGUACCUCAAGGAGUUGGGCGCACCGAACUAUUUGUUGGGUAUUACAAUCACGGUGGGAACUGUCAGCAGUAUCCCAUUCCUGUAUGGUGCUGGCAAAAUCACCAAGUAUGUCGGACACGUCAAUUUGAUUGUAAUUGCCUUCAUCGCACAUGCCUGUCGAUUGGUUGGAUAUUCUUUGAUCGAAAACGCAUGGUGGUGCUUCCCGUUCGAAGCGAUGGAAGCCCUGUCCUGUCACCUGAUGUGGGUCGCUGCUGCCACCUAUUGCGCUCUGCUCGCACCAAAAAGUCUCCUCGCCACGCUGAUCGGAGUCCUGGGAAUGGCUCAUUUCAGUUUGGGUCGCGGUAGUGGUUCCUUCUUCGGUGGAUUCCUAAUCGGUGAGGUUGGAACCCGCGAAGCCUUCCGCUAUAUGGGUCUGGUGGCGGUGGCAGGAGGAAUCGCCUACAAGUUCAUCCACGCCAUCUGGCUGCGAAAGUACGAUAACCCUGAAUUAGACGAGGAAUCGGCCGAAAAUGGCGAGGCUGAGAAAUUGACGGACACCAAGGAAGGAGAGGAACCGAAAACCAGAGACCAAGGCACAUCGAUGUCACAAGAGCGACUUUCUCUGAUGAUCAAAUACAAUCAGAUAGGCUCGCUUACGUCGCUGCCACGAGGCUCCAGGGGUGACAUGAGCGAUUCGUUCUCUCGCAGACGAAGCAGUUACAACAUAGAAUACGUCCGUGCUCCUAAGGGUGGAGGAAGCGCCUCCAAGGUGGAUCUGCUGAAAUCAGCCCUGGAAAUCAACCACAAAGUAUCCCAGCCACAUCUGCGGAAAGAUGGCAAAGCAUCGGAUCAGUCACUGAACUCCAAACGGGCAGACAGCGCUCCACGUUUGAACCCUUCCAAGAACAUCUCCCAACCGACGCUCGGAGCCGUGGUCGACGAGCACAAUCAGGUUGGACCUCCGUCGGUACUAACCCGGCAGCGGAAAAAGCAUCACCAGAGUGGUAUUCUGGUAAGAAAGGCCAGCAGUCACGACGCAGAUCUGGAUCUUCGCAAUUAUCUGCGGGAAACCGACCGUCGUGACUCGAUAACGGAAGCGGAUGCCGAACACUACAAGGCGGAACUGGCCAAGCAAGCGAGGGCUCACGUACUGAACGACAUUCCCGAGCGUCCGGUGGAACCAAGUGACAUGAUUGGCAGCAAUCCGACGGAGGCUGCUGACGCCAGUAUAACAAGCAAUGGAACCACUGAAAACAAAACUUGAUAGUAAUUAAUCGCUGCUUUGGUACCUGUAUCCCAUUUCUCAUUCGAUAGCGAAAGUUAUUUUUCCUACAGAUCACUGCACUUACUAACCUAACAGUUUUAUCGUUUGUUCAGUUACCUCCUUGAAGGAUUUUUUGUGCGGUUAUUAAGCUGGUCAUUGUUAUUUUUAUUCUUAGUGGCGAUUAAUUAGAUUAUGUUGAUGCUCAAUAGUUUGCCUGUAAGCUGGCCAAUAAUAAAACAAACAAGCAUACUCGUUGAAUGGAA